AUGAGUAUCCCUAGGUAUGCAGGAUUCAAGAACCAAUCAGAAGGGAAGUAUCUUCAAUACCUUCCUGAAGGUCACCUUAAGGGUAACCUACAAUACUCCUCUAAUAUCGUUGUGAGUUUGUUGACAAAGUUCGCGUUGGAGCCAGCUAAGAAGAGCAGAUAUUGGCACAUAAGAUGUUGCUACAACAACAAGUACUUGGCCUCCUCCAACGACCACAAUCGCUUGGUUACUCCGUCUGUUAGCAAGCCCACUGAAGAUGAAUCCUCACAUCCAUGCACAUUGUUUAAUAUCGUCCCUGGUCCUACUCCAGGGACUUACUAUUUAGUGGAUGUGUUGCUUCAAACCUAUGUAUGCCGAUGUACCACUAGCAAAAUUCACCAGAAUUGCCUCACAACUAGAUAUGACGUCAUUGAAAAACACUCCGACAAACUCCAUAUGUUUACGGACUUUGAAAACUUCAUCGUACUCCCCAAACAUGUCGCGUUUAAGGGCGACAAUGGAUUGUUUCUCGCUGCCUUUUGGUAUAACGAUUGGCCAUAUCUGCAGUUCAAUUCCGAUGACAUUGGAAGCCCGUGGGUAGGCAACGAAGUUUUCAACGUGGGUGAUGGAACUAUCCGAAUAAAAAAUGAUUAUUUUAACAAGUUUUGGAUACGUAAUCCAAACUGGAUCUUGGCUGACACAGACGACACGACUGCGAACGACAAGAACACCUUGUUCUGGCCAGUCAAGAUUUCUAAGAACAAAGUGGCGCUUCGAAGCCUUGGCAAUGACAUGUACUGCAGGAGAUACACUGCUGAUGGUAAGGUGGAUUGUCUCAACUCUCGUGUCCCAUCUAUUAUUAAAGAGGCAGAAUUUGAGAUCGUUGAGCCUAUUAUUUCAAGGGAAAUCUAUAAUUGUAAGUAUCGAACCAUGGAUGCCAGAGUGUAUGAUGAAACGAUAGUAACAAUGGCAAUUGAGGAAGCUGUCAACGGCAGCACGAAGGAGGCGACUAUGGCACUAAGUUUCAAGUACACAGAGGAAAGAACUAAAUCUUGGGAAUCUGUACUGAGCAUGAGUAUGAAUGUGAAGACUUCCGUCACAGCCGGGAUUCCUGAAAUUGCACAAGCUGGGAUUGAAAUCAACCUCCAUUUUGAUGCGAGUUACACGUGGGGCGAAACUAUUUCAGAAACUAAAGAAGUGACGGAAACAUACACUGUUACUGUACCAGAAAAAACAAGGAUGAAGGUGACUCUUCUUGCAACUAAGGCCAAAACCGAUGUUCCAUUUUCCUACACCCGACGAGAUGUUCUCAGGAACGGAAAAAGAGUUACUACAGAGUGUGAUGAUGGUCUUUUCGUUGGAGCCAAUACCUACAAAGUUGUAUAUGAAAACAAGGCUCUGCCUCUCUGA
Messenger RNA from Benincasa hispida (wax gourd), 1389 nucleotides. RefSeq lists its product as uncharacterized. Lineage: Eukaryota; Viridiplantae; Streptophyta; Magnoliopsida; Cucurbitales; Cucurbitaceae. The record is from RefSeq and is a predicted model, not a curated record.